Molecule: messenger RNA, 945 nt
Organism: Diceros bicornis minor
Lineage: Eukaryota; Metazoa; Chordata; Mammalia; Perissodactyla; Rhinocerotidae
Product: olfactory receptor 2W3
Exons: 1
Coding region: 1-945 (314 amino acids)
Biological process (GO): G protein-coupled receptor signaling pathway
Cellular component (GO): membrane
Molecular function (GO): olfactory receptor activity; G protein-coupled receptor activity
Source: RefSeq, a predicted model, not a curated record
AUGGAUGGAACCAAUGAUAGCACUCAAGGAAAUUUCAUCCUUUUGGGGUUUUCUGAUCAGCCCCACCUGGAGAGGAUCCUCUUUGUGGUCAUCUUGAUUGCAUAUCUUCUGACCCUUGUGGGCAAUACCACCAUCAUCCUGGUGUCCCGGCUGGACUUCCACCUCCACACUCCCAUGUACUUCUUCCUCAUCCACCUCUCCUUCCUGGACCUCAGCUUCACAACCAGCUCUAUCCCCCAGCUGCUCUAUAACCUGAGUGGACGUGACAAGACCAUCAGCUACACAGGCUGUGCUGUCCAGCUCUUCCUAUUCCUAGGUCUGGGUGGAGUGGAGUGUCUGCUCCUGGCUGUUAUGGCAUAUGACCGGUUUGUUGCAGUCUGCAAGCCCCUUUACUACAUGGUGAUCAUGAAUCAGUGCCUCUGCAUGGCCUUGGUGUCUGUGGCCUGGGGCUGUGGGAUGGCCAACUCCUUGGCCAUGUCCCCAGUCACCCUGCUCUUACCACGCUGUGGACACCACCUUGUAGACCACUUCCUGUGUGAGAUGCCCGCCCUGAUCCGGAUGGCCUGUGUCAACACAGCUGCCAUUGAGGGCACUGUCUUUGUCCUGGCAGUGGUCAUUGUGCUGUCACCCCUGGUAUUUAUCCUGGUCUCUUAUGGCUACAUCAUGAGGGUGGUGUUACAAAUUCAGUCAGCAUCAGGGAGGCAAAAGGCCUUCAGCACCUGUGGCUCCCAUCUCACAGUGGUUUCACUUUUCUAUGGCAACAUCAUCUACUUGUACAUGCAACCUGGAAACAGCUCUUCUCAGGGCCAGGGAAAGUUUCUCACCCUCUUCUACAACAUCAUCACCCCACUCCUGAACCCCCUGAUCUACACCCUCAGAAACAAAGAGGUGAAGGAGGCACUGAGGAGGUUGCUGCUGGGUGACAGAGAUGUAGGAAAGAAGUAA